ACGCUUUCUAAUUAGGUUUCGCAUAAUUCACUGUCAUAAAUCAAAAACAGAGAGGGAGAAAACAAAAAGAAAAGAAACAAAAAACAGAGUAAUGAGCGACGGAUUCAAGAGAGACUAUCAAGUAAUCGAAGAGAUUGGCCGGGGAAGAUUCGGUACCGUUUUCCGAUGUACUUCUAGAUCUUCUGGUGGAAUCUACGCCGUUAAAAUCAUCGACAAGCGUCGGAUCUCGGCCGGUGAUUCUCUCGACGCGGAAUGUCUCGUUAACGAGACGAAGAUUAUUCAUCUUCUUUACCCUCACCCUCACAUUCUCGCGUUGCAUAAUCUCUACGAAGACGAAUCUCACCUCCAUAUGGUUCUCGAUCUCUGUUCCUCUUCCGAUCUCCACCGACGAAUAACGCUCCGGGUUUUUUCCGAAGUCGAGGCGGCUACGAUUAUGUCGCAACUGAUGCACGCGGUGGCUCAUUGUCACCGUCACGGCGUUGCGCAUCGCGAUAUUAAACCCGACAAUAUUUUAUUCGACGAGUGGGAUUCGGUGAAACUAGCGGAUUUCGGAUCGGCGGAGAUGUUCAAGCACGGAGAAGAGUCGAUGAGCGGCGUCGUCGGAACGCCGUACUACGUAGCGCCGGAAGUUCUAGCCGGAAAAAAAUACGGCGAAAAGGUUGAUGUGUGGAGCGCCGGCGUCGUUUUGUACGUUAUGUUAGCAGGUUUUCCGCCGUUUCAUGGUGAAUCGGUUGUUGAGAUCUUUCAUGCGGUGUUACGAGCUAAUUUGAGAUUUCCGUCUAGAGUUUUCCAUUCUGUAUCUCCACCGGCAAAAGACUUGCUCCGUAAAAUGCUCUGUAAAGACGUUUCCAGAAGAAUCUCCGCGGAACAAGUCCUCAGACAUCCAUGGAUUACCAGCUGCGUAGAAAACAGGCCAGCUACGGAACUAGAAUGAAAAAUUUUGUACUAAUUAAAGAGAAAAAAAGAAAAGAAAAGCAGAGUUUAUAAUAUGGUGAACCUCUUUUUCUUCCCUUUUUCUUGGUUUUCUUUUUUUCUUUUUUUUUCUUUCUUUUUUUAUAAAUUGUAUAGAGGGUUUUGGCAGUGUAAAUUAGAAGCAGCGGAUGAUAUAAAAGCAGUAUAAGUGAAAGAGUUGUAUGAACUCUCUCAAACCUUUCUGUUAAUUACUAAUGCAAUGGCUGGCCAGAGUUUUUAUGACCA
Molecule: messenger RNA, 1197 nt
Organism: Benincasa hispida (wax gourd)
Lineage: Eukaryota; Viridiplantae; Streptophyta; Magnoliopsida; Cucurbitales; Cucurbitaceae
Product: phosphoenolpyruvate carboxylase kinase 1-like
Biological process (GO): protein phosphorylation
Molecular function (GO): ATP binding; protein kinase activity
Source: RefSeq, a predicted model, not a curated record